AUGGACUCUCUCGCGCUGCUUGCUUUCAGUGUGCCCCUAUCAGCCUGGGGUUUGAGUCGUGCCUAUGUCUGGCUCAUCGUUGAGAAUGGCCACGCCACGCUGUCAUCCUAUCUCUUCUUCCUCGCCCUCUCUGCGCUCGCCGUCAAGUUGAGCCUGUCGCUCUUCAGGAAGCACCGCUUUGAAUGCCGCUCGCGCGCUCUCGGCUGCGGGCCUGUGGCCGUUAGCCCACACAAAGACCCUGUCCUGGGCUUGGAUGGUUUUCUCAAGGCGUUGCGAGCCCUCAAAAGCCACAAGCUUCUCGAUUUCUACGCCGUCAAUUUCGCAUCGUACGGGAAAACCCACUACACCAUCGCCCUGGGCAAGUGGGUGCUCAUGACCAAUGAAGCCGAGAACAUCAAAACGAUUCUGAGCACCAAGAUGGAUGACUGGCCCAUCGCCGGACCAAGACUCUUUGCCACCCUGCCAGUACUAGGGCCGAAUAGCAUCUUCACGAGCAACGGGGAGGCGUGGCGCAGGGCGCGAGCCCUGCUGAAGCCCUCCUUUGAGCGAGAUCAGCUGACCGACCUCAGAUGCUUUGACCGACACAUUGGAAACAUGCUAUCCAAGAUUCCCGCCGAUGGCAUCGCCUUCGACAUGCAGAGCCUGCUGCUGGACAUGACUAUGGACUCCUCAACGGAUUUUCUGCUGGGAUACUCGACCAACUUGCUGACCAAAGCCUCGCCCGAGGCCGAACACUUCGUCAACAACUUCGAGUAUGCCAGCCGCGAGAGCGCUAAGAAUGCUCGUCUUGGACCGAUCCUGUACUACCUACCUCAUCCUGGGCUGCAGAAGGCUGUGCACGCGCUGCGGGAAUAUGUUCGGGUCUACCUAAAAAAAGCCAUGGCUGAAAAGGAGCAACACGCCGGUAUUAAACAUCGCAGUUACGUCUUCCUCGACGAGCUUCUCAAGGCGAACCCCCCGGAAGACUACACAAUUGACCAGAUCAUCUCGAUCCUUAUUGCUGGGCGAGACACCACGGCCGUCGCCAUGACGGCCGUCUUUUAUUUUCUGGCUCGGAACCCGGCUGUAGUCAACAAGCUGAGGGCCGAAAUCAGCAGCAUAAGCGGCGACACCCCAACGUGGGAGCAGCUGAAGCAUAUGAAGUAUUUGAACAACAUCGUCAAAGAGUCAUUACGCCUCUUCAGCCCCGUGGGAACAAACUCGCGAACAUCCAACAAGGAGACCCUCUUACCACGGGGCGGCGGCAGAGACGGCAGCAAACCGAUUCUUGUUCCAGAGGGCACGCCGGUGCGCUGGUCAAGCCACGUGUUGCAGCGGAGCAAGGAAGUGUAUGGACCCGACGCCGACGAGUUUCGGCCCGAGAGAUGGGAUGAUCUCCGAGUUAGUUGGGAGUACAUCCCCUUCAGCGGAGGGCCUCGAAUUUGCCCCGGCCAACAAUUCGCACUUACCCAGAUCGCGUACACUUUGUUCAAGUUUUUCAAAACCUUCCAUGCUAUUGAGGCGCAAGAUUCCGGUCCGUUCCUGGCUAAAGCGAGCUUGACCAACUCGCUUCCUUAUGGUUGUCUGGUCAGUGUGAGACGUGCUUGA
Molecule: messenger RNA, 1587 nt
Organism: Parathielavia appendiculata
Lineage: Eukaryota; Fungi; Ascomycota; Sordariomycetes; Sordariales; Chaetomiaceae
Product: cytochrome P450
Exons: 3
Coding region: 1-1587 (528 amino acids)
Molecular function (GO): heme binding; oxidoreductase activity, acting on paired donors, with incorporation or reduction of molecular oxygen; monooxygenase activity
Source: RefSeq, a predicted model, not a curated record